This is a messenger RNA of Psylliodes chrysocephalus, 4378 nucleotides long. NCBI's taxonomy places the organism in Eukaryota, Metazoa, Arthropoda, Insecta, Coleoptera, Chrysomelidae. The record is from the annotation of a GenBank genome assembly.
CGUGAUGCCAUUAGGGAGGAAUUUUUCUAUUGGUUCGGAUUUUAUGGAUAUGCAAUAAUACACUUUGUUAUUAACUACUACGCCUAGGAACGUCCGCGCUCUUUUAUUCCGUCUUUUUUGGGCCCCUCCUAGUAUCUUCAAGUAUCUGCAAGUCUACCAUAUUUGUAGAUCUGAAAUGUUGCAGAGGUGAUUUAUCUGUAAUUUUUCCCCAAGCUGUUAAAUAAUAUAAAAAUAAAAUGAGAAACUAGAUAAUAUUUGUUUCAAUAAAAUUUACAAAGUCAUAUCUAUUUUGAUAUUAAAGGCAAUUUUUAUUUUUCAGGAUUGGGAUGGUUUGGAUAUUAAAAUUUCAGCUGUGUGAGAUGGAUAAUGAGCGUAGCUUCUUGGGUUACACGAAUACAACUGUCAGUAUUCAUUCUCAAAGAACCUGUGCAUAGGACCUAAAAAUAUCAUCAUUAAAAAUUCAAUUUAUAAUAGGGAUGUCGUGGUGGUUGUGCUUUAUGGUAGUAUUAGCGGCAAAUUUUUAUGAAAUUUCGCCAGGCCCGGCUUGCAGAAUAAGUGAAUUUCCUUGUAGGAAUGGAAGAUGCAUUCGUCUCAAUGCGUACUGCGAUGGAACUAACGAUUGCGGCGAUGUGUCUGAUGAACCACCUUUUUGUACAGUCUGUAAUCGAACUUAUUAUGGAGAUGUGGGGAAAACGUACGCUCUAAGAGUUUUGAAGCAACCAGAUGCACGAUAUCCUUUCUUAUGCCACUUGACCUUCACUGCCAACGGACAAAAUCAUGGAGAUAUAAUCCAGUUAAUUUUCGAUGAAUUUAAAGUAGGCCGAUACGAAGCUUCUGCCCUGGACGGUUGCCCAGAUGGAUACAUGCAACUGAGUGAAUUAGGUCGUCCAUUUACAGGAGGUUCCUGGUGCGGCACAUCAUCAGGACCCGCUGCCUAUUACAGUGAAACCUCAACGGUGACUGCAUCGGUAAAAUUAUUCGGUUUGACUGACGCAUCGUUUGCCUUUCAGCUUAGAUAUAGAUUUUUUUCUAAAAAAGAAGCUAUAGUUCGUUUUGGUUUGCCAGGAGCGCCUAUAGAACGGGGACAAAUUGCUCCUGGUACGUAUUGUACAAGACAGUUCGAAGAGUGUUAUAGAAAGCCAUGUAGGUUGCAGUCUCCGAACUAUCCCGGAAUGUACCCUAGAAACGUAUCUUGCUACUGGAGCCUACGACAAAAAUUCGUACCAACUUGUAAGCACGCAAUGAUCUCCGUAAGGCAAGAAGCCGUUCAUAAAAUGCAGAUGAAAAGAUCAAUAAAUGUAGCUGGGCUGAAUAAAACAGAAAGAAUAUUAAGGGCUUGGAGAGAUUGUACUGGAGAAAGAGACCAUUUGAUAUUUUACGAUGGAGGUUCAACAAAUGACGCAGUUUUAGCUAAAUAUUGUGGAGGAGAUUGGUUACCAAGAGUCGUUUCCCGAGGGCCAGAAAUGCUGGUUGCAUUUCAUUCAUCACCAUUUAGUAUACCUUUGCACUCGCCAUCUUCCCAAUCACCAUUGAGAGGAUUUGAAUUAGAUGUAGAAGUAAUUUUUGUGGAUUCUGAUUCAUUAGAUUUUUCGCGUCAGAAUACAGAUUGUAUGUUUUAUGUAAACGCGACCAGUCCUGAUAGCGACGAAAUUUGGACUGGAAGUGGCAGACGAGGAAGAUUAGUUAGUCCUAAACAUUCUCUGCCUCCAAAUUCGACAUGUGUAUAUAAAUUUUUCGGUUAUCCCGAUGAUUUAAUUUGGAUAUCUUUUAUUUCUUAUAGUCACAAAGCUUUAUUGGUAGGUGAUAAUACACAAACACUAAUUAGAAAUGAUACUGCUAGUUAUGGUUGCUCAACACGAAUUAGAAUUUGGGAUGGAACAAGUUUGAUAGAAGAUAAGUGUGAUGAAUCUCCACGGUUGUGCGAUCAUAGUGCUUUAAGUAAUACGUCAAGGGUUACGAGGCCAUGCAGCAAAGUGGAGAGUUACUUGACAAUCGACAGAAGUUUAGUUAUUCAUCAUUAUACUGAAGAUGGCACAGCGUUACAUCCUGCGUAUUUCAAACUUAUGUACGAGUUUGUGGACACUAAGUUGGGAGGGGAGCCUUGGUCGAAGAAAUACGAAGGCGGAGUGUGUCAUAGAGUGUUUAGAAAACAACAUGUCGGAGACGUAAUUUCUCCAAACAAUGUUUUUCUUUACGGUAGAGGGGGUGCAAAAGAUUUAGAUUGCGUUUACAGAUUCGAAGCUGAAAAUGGCGAAAGAAUACGUUUAACUUUAUAUAACGCAUCUUUUGGAAUUAAUCCGAGUUGCGAUACCGUGAUCGAUCCUCAUACAGGUAGACAGAUAUGCGAAUUUUAUGCUGGAAGCCGUUUAGCUGAAUUAAACAUAUUUGAACGGCCAUGGGAAGAUUAUAGAAUACAAAAGACCUGUAUCUGUGAUAACCUAACUUUAUCGAGUAAACCAUUAGUAUUCGUUUCUGCCUCUAGGGUUGUAGAACUCCAAUUUACUGCCAAAGAUAUGAACAUAACCGAAGAUUUUACUGUAAUACAUUUCCACGUUUUGUUCGAACUGAUUAAAAUGACUGAUUGCCCGAGGAAUCAAAGAUUGAGUACAUACGGAGGGGACGUACACUUUUAUUCGCCUCCCAAAAAAGACGAUGAUACGUUGUGUGCUGGAUUACCAUGGGUUGUAGAAUCGAGGUAUAACAGAAGCUUAUUUUUGCUAAGCUGGGGUGCAUUCUUACCGCUAAAGCCUCGUUUGGAUGAGACAACUAGAUGCCCGUCUAAUAACAGAGUUAUGAUAUACUCUGGACGACCACCGAAAUUGAUAAGGGUUGUGUGUCCAGCAGAACCAGGUACUAGACCAUUAGCAGUGCAUGUGUUUAGCGAGGAAUGGUGGGGAGAGGCACAAGCAGCAAUAUCGCAAAGACCGCCAAAUUUUAUGAUAGAAUGGAUAGGAAUUGAGCCCGGAGUAGCUGCAUUUAGUUGGCUGGAGAUAUCUAGACCCAGAUCGUCCUUGCUGCACCAAUUACAGGUACCAGUGAAUGCUAGCGGGAACGAAACAGAUCUUGAAUGCGCCCAUAAGUGCCCAGAGCUGGACGCUUGCAUCAGCUCAUCUCUUUGGUGCGACGGGAAGGAUCACUGCCCGUCGGGUUUCGACGAGUCGGAGGCACAUUGUGGCGCCACAUCAAAAUUACUAAAUUCCCUGCCACUAUCUGCUUUAGCUGCAGCGACCGCUGUGAUAUCUUCAAUCAUUAUUUUAGUGUGCUUAAUACUGCACCGAUCGCGCGCUCGUCACCGACGACGACUAGCUAAGAAGAAACUGUUGACUGGUCCUAAAUUAUUAGACACUGGUAGUUUAAAUUCCUGACAUAAGGUUCCUCCUGUAGAAUAUAUUCAUGUGGAUCGGGAAACAACCGUAUGAAAGCAGGAGUUAACCGAUUCAUCCGUCCCAAUGCUCACUUUUUAUCUACUGGUGCCUUUCUGUGAUUUACAACGGUUACACGUGAUAUCUUCACACAUUUACAUCAUACUUAGAUAAGAACCUAGAAUAAAGUAAGGAAUGUGGAAUACUAGUUAUCUAAUAGAAACUUUUUACUAGAAAUAGAUGGUUCUUUAAUUUAAUAUAGGUAUAAUAAGUAAUGCACCAAUUUCUUAGCGAGCGAGCCACAAUCAUGUUAUCUAAUUUUUUUUAUAAUUUGUUUCAGUAUUGCAAUAUCUACACAAUAUAUUAACGAUUUUAGAAAUGCCUUUAGAUAAUCGAUUUACAUGUUCAAUAAUUUUUUACAAAUUUCUAGACAUUUAUAUUAUUUAUUUACUAAUUGGAUAGUCAAAGUACAAAAUAUGAAGCCCCAAAUACAGUUUAACAAAAAAAAACCAAAAAUUAUCAUAGAGUAUACCUUAAAGAGUUGUACUACAUUAAUCAGUUUUAAAAGAUAAUAUAAUUCUCACUUCUGAAAUACCUUAUUAUCAUAUUCUUCCCUUAAAGACAUCUUAACAUUUAUUUGAAACGUCUGUACUCAUUGGUUCAUGGGUUAGUGGUGAUAAAUUAUAUCUACUUCGUGCAAUUUCUUUUUUUUAAUUUUCUAUCUUUGUUUUGAAAUUCCUGAAAUUACCCAGACAGCACACAUUGUCCUCCAAUGAACGUCCAUUUUAUAUUAAUUUACAACCGUAUUUGGACGUCCAGUAUACAUCCGUUUAUGAACAUUAAUUUAAUAUCCAGUGGACGUCCAUUUUUGGACAUAAGUAUAAGUUUAGUACAUGAUUAGUAGUAUUUUGAGAUCCAUCUUAGGUCAUUAUUUAUUUAGUUUACCAGAAAAUACCUAUACACACUUUCUUUUUUUUUUCAAAAUGUAAUUGGUCAUUAAAAAUUAAAAAAUUGAA